This is a messenger RNA of Erinaceus europaeus (western European hedgehog), 1807 nucleotides long. It is a transcript of the gene MRO, whose product is annotated as maestro. The record is from RefSeq and is a predicted model, not a curated record. Bases 173 to 1126 code for a protein of 317 amino acids. Gene Ontology annotation, cellular component: cytoplasm. The transcript has 8 exons. NCBI's taxonomy places the organism in Eukaryota, Metazoa, Chordata, Mammalia, Eulipotyphla, Erinaceidae.
ACAGUAUCCCAGCCACUGCCACACUCGCUGUGGCCAGGAUGGGUCCAGGGCAGAUGACAUAACCCAGCUCAGGAACUCAAGGCUGGGGAAACUGAAAGGAGUCAUCCCACCUGGCUGUUGCUCCAGCCCCCACGUGCCACACCGCACCACGUGACCGCCACCCUUCAGUUCCAUGGACCAGGCGGAGAGAAACCCAGGCCAGCCCCUCUCCAUUCCGUCCUCCCAGGGCAAGAAGAAAAGGACAUCAAUGGCAUCAUUCCUCUCCAAGGUUUCCUGGAAACUGAGGUUCCAGAAGCGGGAACCUAUGAAGAAUGCAUUCUUGCUCUUGGCAGAGAGAGCCCAAGACCCCAGUGCUAGGAAGCGGCACAUGGCAAUGAGGGGGCUGGGGACCCUGGCCUGUGAGAGCCCCGACAAGCUGAGAAAGUAUAAGAAACUUGUUCUUGACCUGCUGGUACAUGGGCUGUAUGACCCCAUGAGUUCUGAAGUCAUCCACGAGAGCAUGAAGACUCUGUCCAUCAUCCUGAACAAGAUCCAGGGGAAAGGCCUGGGCUCCUUCUUCAUCGACAUCACUCUCCAGACCAGAACUCUGUUGGAUGAUGAGAACGACAGCCUGAGAUACUCAGCCUUCGUCUUGUUCGGGCAGCUGGCUGCCUUCGCUGGGCGGAAAUGGAAGAAGUUUUUCACCAGGCAGGUGAAGCAGACACAGGAUUCCCUCCUUAUCCACUUGCAGGACAGGAACCCCCAGGUGGCCAAGGCUUGCAAGACAACAUUUAGAGCCUGUUCCCCCUACUUGAUACAAAGGAAGGAAUACAGCUUCCAGAGUGAAGAUGAGCCGAGGAAUCCGAAGCUCUGUAGGCAGCUGGCAAUGACAAAAGCACCUGGAGGAUUAUGCACAGGACACAUUGGCUGUGGCUGUUUAGAUCCUCAGUGGAGAGCAGGCCACCCUGCCGCCAUCACUGGCCAUCAAGACGGCUUGUUCUCGUGCUUGGUAAUCAACAACCGUCUUCUCUUUCCACGGUCAAGGGACCUGACUGAAUCUUCCCUCAUGUGUACCUUUGCUAAUUUCUUUCAGAGCCAUUAUCAUCCAGAGCUCCUGCAGUUCUUCUAUGCAAAUAAAAUUCUGUAAACUCAGAGCAGCAGGAAUGGUUCCACGUGAGCACAGCCCAAAGGGCCAAGAACCCUCCUCUUGCAACACUCCGGCUGCUUCUGCUUGCCUCUUGGGAUUGAUACAGAAAUGGGGGUAUUGGGGAGCGAUGGAUGGUACAAGUAAUACUGCAAAAGUGUAUACUUAUAACCAAAGUUAAUUCUAAAGUGCUUUCACAGAUUUCAUCCCCUACCCCUACAAAUUACAUGUAAGGUACAUAGUGUAUCUCAAGUAGAUAGACACUUAGUGUUUAUUGCUUUCCCCUUCAUCUCUCUCUCACUUUUUAUUUUUAAUUUCAGAGGCUUAGGAGAAUAACUGUUGCCUUAAGUAGUUUUAAAAGUUUUAGAAGUCUGCUAUUGAUACUUUUCUAUUUGCUAUUGAUAUACUUUUUUUUUUGGCAAGACUGAGUUAAACUUAGCAGAGGUGCCAUAAAGGUGGUUUGGAGAGGUUCAGCAGUUGAAGACUAUUCCAAACAAGAAUCAACAAAGAGAAAAAUAAAAUUCAUAAAUCACAGGUUGAAAGCGCUCAGGCUAAUGAUGAGUCUGUGGAAUGACAGUAGUAAGUAAUGUUAGUGAUAGUGUUUAUAAUUCACUGGGCACUGUCUAAGAGUUUUGCAUGUACUGUGCAAUACUGGCAAGAAAAUAAACAGAUCUCUAUAAGAUA